UCCAGGUGAGGAGGAGAAGGAAGGCAGCGUGAUGGUGGAGUUUGAUGAUGGAGACAGAGGAAGGAUCUCCCUCACAAACAUCAGGCUCCUGCCACCAGGAUACCAAAUCUGCUGUGUUGAACCCUCUCCAGCUCUUCUGAUCUCACCUGGUUUCCGCGGACGAAGAAGCUCCACCCAGGAGAGGAAAGAAACACCCACAGAGAAACCGGCCAAUGAGGAGACAGCAGGAAGGCCCCAAGAGAAACGACCAGUUGGCAGACCGAAGAAAGUCCACUCUGUGCCAAAGACAUCGAACACGGCGACAUCAGUAACGGAUACCGUAACCAAAGGCAACACUUCCUUGUUGAACUGGUCUGCGCCCAAGAAGCGACCUCCGGUUGACUUCUUCCUCUUCAACGGGACGUCCCGUAAGACCCAGAGGAGGAGAGAGCGAGACCUGGGGAUGUUUCACCGGCCCUCCCACCUCCUCGCUCCGCCAACGCCAUUUAAAGGCAUCUUCGGCUCCCCUUUUGCAGGAGACUCCUUCAGCAGCAUCGCCAACAGCUACUCCACCUCCAGGAGCUCUGGAUCGGGGCGACCUGGCUCUUCUGGACCCUCCAUGGGGGUCUCGUCCUCUACCUGCUCCCCAUCAGUAAACAUGGCUUCUAACAACAGGCAUCCGGCGAGCGAACGCGACAGAAAGCAGUUCCUGGUGAAGCUCGAUCACGAAGGAGUGACCUCGCCCAAAACAAAGAAUGGAAAGGCGCUACAACGACUUGGAGGGAAAGGGGAUACAAGUCCGGCCUCUGCAGGAGUGCCGCUGCGAUACAUCCACCCUGCCAUGGUGGUGAAAGAUGGGAAGAAGUCAGGAGGAGAGAAAGAUAUCACCGGGGUCCGAUCUGAGGGGGUUUCAAAGGGAUCUCCACCUCUGAGGAAGGAUCUCCAGGCUGCAGGUCUCGGAGUCCAAGAAGGGGAUUUGGACUACCAGAGCGACUGCCCCAGCUCUUACUCUGAGCUCGAUGAGGAAGACGAGGAUGAAGGUCAGGAUGCCGAAGCUCCACGGAGAAGUACAGGGGACGCAUCCCAACGUGGAAGCCGAUUUCUCUCCCGUCUCUCCGCCUGCUUCUCCUCGUCAUCCUCGUCUUCUUCCUCCUCCGGGUCCAUCUCCUCGUCGUCCCUCUGCUCGUCAGAAAACGACUCCUCUUACUCAUCGGAUGAAGAGUCGUCCGCCGUGCUGCUGCGACGCGCCUUACUCCAGCAGGACAAACACAAACACAGACAAAACGUGACCUCUGACCUCCUGAACCCUGACUCCGCCCCCUCCAGCUCCUCACCCUCAGCUCCCUAUAGGGCCAAAGGUAGCAUCUCGGGGUCAAAAGUGAGGAGUGAAGACAGGAAGGAGUUGAUGUCAAAAGGAGGUCUGGUGGCUAACAGUAGCACGGCUAAGGCCCAGCUGAAGAGGAAGGACAGAGGGUCCAGCAGCCACCAUCAGAGGCAGAGCAGCCCAGGGAGCCAGCUGCAGAAAUCUUCCUCCAAGGACCCGGCAAAGCGGCAGCGCAUGUCUUCACCUGAGCCUCUGCCCAGCCUGGCACCUCUUCUGCCUGGACGCCAGCUCUGGAAAUGGUCCGGAAACCCCACACAGAGGAGAGGUCUGAAGGGUAAAGCCCGCAAGCUUUUCUACAAGGCCAUCGUGAGGGGCAAGGAGACGGUGCGUGUCGGUGACUGCGCGGUGUUUCUGUCACCCGGCCGGCCCCAGCUGCCCUACGUGGGCCGGGUGGAGAGCCUCUGGGAGUCCUGGAGCUCCAGCAUGGUGGUCAGGGUCAAGUGGUUCUACCACCCGGAGGAGACCCGCCUGGGGAAGCGACACCGCGAUGGCAAGAAUGCAUUGUAUCAAUCGAGCCACGAGGAUGAGAACGAUGUUCAGACCAUCUCCCAUCGCUGCCAGGUGGUCAGCAGGGUAGAGUACGAUCACCUGACGCGUGAACGUAAGCCCGGCAGCGCGGCCAACGACUUCUUCUACCUGGCGGGGUCCUACGAACCCACCACGGGUCAGCUGAUCAGCGCGGACGGCAUGGCCAUCGUGUCCUAGCACCUCCAGCUAGAGAGAAAUCCAAAAAUGUCUAACCUACAUUCUGGAUCCUGCUUCCAGACCGAAGCUAGGGACGGAGGGAAACCAAGACAAAGAGUUCUGACUCUGCGUGUUGAUCUGUCCCUCGAAGAGAAGGAGCUGGCCACACUGGAUAAAGCCUGACAGUACUGGCACUAAGAGGUUUUGUUCUGGGGAAAAGUCUGAUCCGUGACAGGUUCAACCUCUUUAUCAGAUGUGGACCGAGGCUCCUUGUUGUCGGCAGCCUUCCCUGUGGCUGAAAUAACAGAGGAUAUCGUCGACAAGGAAACUAAAGAACCAAGGACAUGAGCACUUUGGAGUUACGGUCGCUUGGAUAUACUACGGCGGGAGUCUAAAACAAAGACUGACUCUGAGACUUACUGUAAGCCGCACUGGUUUGGAGGGUUUUUAAUGGUCUUAUACUGGUAGUUUGACAAUUGGGAGAUCCCCAACAGGACCAAAAAAACACUGUAGUUCGGACUUUGUGUGUGAGAGUGUGAAUGUGUGUUUGCAGAGUGACUGCGAUGACCCUGUUUGGCAUUUAAUGAGCUCUAAGUAAAUAGUGCUUUAGCGGUGAGUGUGUUUGUACUGAAUGUGUGGCACGUGUUCAUCCGCGCUCAUCAGGCAGGGAUGACGUCUCGGCAGUUUAUCUGGAACUUUCUGAAUAUGAAUCUGUCCCGUAAUAAACGUGCAGUCCUCAGAAAACCGGAAUUUCUUCUCCUGUCAAGCCAUACACGUCAAUACCUCUCUCUCUCAUACCCACCUAUUGCGGGUGCGGAGACACAUGUACAGGUAGUUGGAUUGUUUAUUUGAGAUGUGUGUGUGCAUGGGCGCUUGUGUGUGCGCGCUUUGUACAGCAUCAUGUAUAAUAUGACAUGUUGUAAAUAGUAUACAUAUAUAUUUGUUUUUUUUGUUUUCUUUUGCAGAGAUUAUUUUAUUUACGUUUUUUUAGGGUGUGUGUGGGUGGGAUCGGGGGGGUUUUGACAGAGGGAGGGUUAGUGUCCUUCUCUCUCAAUGCACUGAACAGGAUUGGAGAUUCGGGGUCAAACUGUACAACUGAUGUGAAGACUUUAAAUAUGUAGAAAGGGUGUUUGGGAAAUGUUUUUCUAAG
Molecule: messenger RNA, 3197 nt
Organism: Notothenia coriiceps (black rockcod)
Lineage: Eukaryota; Metazoa; Chordata; Actinopteri; Perciformes; Nototheniidae
Product: BAH and coiled-coil domain-containing protein 1-like
Exons: 5
Coding region: 32-2068 (678 amino acids)
Molecular function (GO): chromatin binding
Source: RefSeq, a predicted model, not a curated record